Alternaria burnsii is the source of this 1089-nucleotide messenger RNA. RefSeq lists its product as uncharacterized. Gene Ontology annotation, cellular component: methionine adenosyltransferase complex. The record is from RefSeq and is a predicted model, not a curated record. Gene Ontology annotation, biological process: S-adenosylmethionine biosynthetic process. Bases 1 to 1089 code for a protein of 362 amino acids. The transcript has 5 exons. NCBI's taxonomy places the organism in Eukaryota, Fungi, Ascomycota, Dothideomycetes, Pleosporales, Pleosporaceae. Gene Ontology annotation, molecular function: methionine adenosyltransferase regulator activity.
AUGAUGCGCGCGUCCACGCCCUCGAUGAAGCUGCCACAGCUCCACCGCUCCGUCGCUCCCAUUAAUUUGCCUACUCGACCUAGACUUCUGCUCCCUAGCCCUGUCGGUCCACAAAGUAAUCAAAAUGGUACAGACAGCAUUAAUCACUGGAGUGCAGCUAGUGGUCUGCUUGGCCGUCAAGUGCAACGAGAGUUCUCUCUAGACGGUUGGAAAUCAGUCGGCACCGGGCUGAGUCGGAUUACCUCGCCAGAUGUAGUGAAGCUGGAUAUUUUGAAUCAAGACGAGAUCUUGAGGGUGCUCGAUGAAGUCAGCCCGCAAGUCGUCGUCCACUGCGCUGCCAACCGCUUUCCGGACUCUUGUACCAAAGACCCAGAAGCAGCGAGGAAACUGAACGUAGACGCAAGCAGAAUUCUAGCUGAAGCUACUGCCUCUCGAGGAAUCUUUAUCAUCUACAUCUCGACGGACUAUGUCUUUGCUGGGAAACCUGGAGAAGCUCCUUACAAGCCAGACUCGGCGCCGAGCCCACCAAAUGCGUAUGGCCAAAGUAAACUGGAAGGCGAACAAGCUGUCCUUGACGUUGCCAGUAGGACUGGUGCAAACAACAAAGUCGUUGUUCUCCGCGUCCCAGUCCUCUACGGAUCUUGCGACGAGCCAAAAGACAGUGCAGUCAACGUGCUCAUGUCGCAAUUGUGGAACGCUCAACAGACAGAACAAGGCCAGCCAAAAAUCCAAGUCGAUGACUAUGCGCUUCGAUAUCCUACGAAUACUCAAGAUGUUGGUCGAGUGUGUCGUGAUAUAGCGAAGCUGUAUCUUGAUCCAGCAACCACGAGCCGUGAACUACCAAGUGUUCUCCAAUUCAGCUCCGAAGACCGGAUGACCAAAUGGCAAAUUUGCCAGACAUUUGCCGACAUCAUGGGGUUGCCCCUCGACAAUAUGGAACCCUUCGAACCUGACGAAGAACCGAAAGAUGGUACUGUUAGGCCUUACGAUUGUCAUUUAGAUACUAGCGCACUGCGAGAUCUAGGUAUCGACAUAUCAACUGUGGAUUUCCGCACAUGGUGGAGGCGAGAAGUUGGGGCUUUCCGCUGA